AUGCCUUCCGCAGCCUUGUUGCUCAGAGUUUCCCCGCAGCGCUCCUCCACCGCGAUCGUCGCCUUUGUCCGCACUCACGCACGCUCCGUUGUAACCAUGGCUCCCACCCUGCAGCACGCCGAGGACUUCCUGUCCUUCGUGAAUGCCUCCCCGACCCCCUUCCAUGCCGUUAAAUCUGCAAGAGAGCGGUUGGAAAAGGCUGGCUUCACUCAAAUCAAGGAACGGGACUCGUGGGCCUCAACGCUCAAGCCUGGCGGCAAGUACUACCUCACCCGCAACGCCUCGUCCCUCGUCGCCUUUGCAAUCGGCAAACAAUGGAAGACCGGCAACCCUAUUGGCAUGAUCGGUGCUCACACCGACUCCCCGUGCCUUCGCAUCAAACCUGUGUCCAAGAAGCAGAGCGACGGCUUUUUGCAGGUGGGUGUUGAGACAUAUGGCGGUGGCCUUUGGCAUACCUGGUUCGACCGCGAUCUCAGUAUCGCUGGCCGUGUCAUGGUCAGGACCAGCGAUGGCAGCUUCGAGCAGAAGCUCAUCAAGGUGGAUCGCCCUAUCCUCCGCGUACCCACGCUUGCCAUCCACCUCGACCGCCAGCAGGACUUUGUUUUCAACAAAGAGACCCAGCUGUUCCCCAUAGCUGGCCUCGUUGCCGCGGAGCUCAACCGUCAGGGCAAGGGUGAGGGCGAAAGUACGGAUAAGGUCGAUGAGACCGGCCACUAUGAGCCUCUGAAGACGGUCUCGGAGAGACAUCAUCCAUACAUCGUGGAGAUCAUUGCUGAACACGCUGGCGUCCAGCCUGUUGAUAUCCAGGACUUUGAGGUUGUUCUAUACGAUACUCAGAAGUCAGUCAUCGGCGGCUUGAACGACGAACUCAUCUUCUCUGCCCGCCUUGACAACCUGAUGAUGUCCUUCUGCAGCGUCGAGGGUCUCAUCCACUCACUCUCGUCGCCCUCUGCCCUCGACAACGACCCCGCCAUCCGUCUCAUCGCCCUCUUCGACCACGAGGAGAUCGGUAGCCAGACCGCCCAGGGUGCCGACUCCAACCUCCUGCCUGCAGUGAUUCGUCGACUCUCUGUGCUCGCCCCGUCUGAAUCCAACAGCGAGAAGUCGUAUGACAAGCUCGACGUCGAUGCUGCCACCGCGUUCGAGCAGACUCUUGCUACGUCCUUCCUCAUCUCUGCCGACAUGGCCCAUUCCGUCCACCCCAACUACCCUGGCAAGUACGAGUCCAGCCAUCGUCCGGAGAUGAACAAGGGCACCGUCAUCAAGAUCAACGCCAACGCUCGUUAUGCCACGAACUCGCCGGGCAUCGUUCUCUUGCAGGAGUCGGCGCGCCGGGCGAAGAAGGCGUCUACCAACGUCAACACGGCGUCGGCCGAGGGUGUUCCUCUGCAACUGUUCGUCGUUAGAAACGAUAGUAGCUGUGGCAGCACCAUUGGUCCUAUGUUGGCCGCAAAGAUGGGCGCCAGGACCCUGGAUUUGGGCAACCCGCAACUGAGCAUGCACAGUAUUCGUGAGACCGGUGGCGCUCACGACGUUGAACAUGCGAUCAACCUCUUUGAGAGUUUCUUCGUUCACUUUGGCGAGCUGGAGAAGAAAAUCUUUGUCGAUUAG
This is a messenger RNA of Diplodia corticola, 1611 nucleotides long. Its product is annotated as aspartyl aminopeptidase. Gene Ontology annotation, molecular function: zinc ion binding; metalloaminopeptidase activity. Bases 1 to 1611 code for a protein of 536 amino acids. Gene Ontology annotation, biological process: proteolysis. Lineage: Eukaryota; Fungi; Ascomycota; Dothideomycetes; Botryosphaeriales; Botryosphaeriaceae. The record is from RefSeq and is a predicted model, not a curated record. Gene Ontology annotation, cellular component: fungal-type vacuole. The transcript has 3 exons.